GUGGGUGGGCUACAUAACUAUAGAUACAGUAGAAAGAAACUGAAAAAUGAUUGUAAGUAGUUUUAAUAUUGUCAGAGUAGAACACUGGGGAAAAUUAAUUUCUUCAUUCUUUUUGCUGUGGUUUGGGUCACGGCGCUCCAGAGCCUGUUCCAGAAUCAAUGGGUGCAAGCACGGGAAGGAUACACCGUGUACGGAACACCGAUGAAGUGCAGGAAGCCCCUGUUGGAGGGGAGGUUGCAGAUCCUGAUUCGGAAAGUAAACAACCUGCUGUUCUUCGGGAUUUUGGACUACUUGGAGGAUCGGAAACGAAUGAUGGUCUGUUGACACGUCUGAGGAACAGAAAACCCAACUUUCAGAAGUUCAGAGGAUUCUCCAGACAUCACCCGAAAACCCCCAGCUCAUGCAAAAGAAGGACAGAUGCUCAGGAUACCCUGGAUGUCCAGCCAUCUCCACCACCUCAAGAACAUCCUUCACCUCCAAGUCUGCUUAUGAGUGUGGAUGGUACUGAGGAUGACCCUUACAAAGCAGUCAUAUGCAUGGCUAAUUGGGUAAUAAAAUAUAAAGAGCUGCAAGAUACAGCCACAGAUGAAAUAAGGAUACCUUUGAAGGUGGUUUCAGAACACCACACUUCACCAGAAAAAGGAAAAGAAAUGACUUUAAGAAGCAGUCAGCCAGUUGACAGAUUCACAGCAAAAUCUGCAGCAGAAAUGUCCGGAUGUGAAUUCCCCACUGUGAUUACGCCCACGCUGAAGCAAAAUAAUGGACAUGCAAUUUACAGUGUCCUGUGCAGUCAGGCGGGCUGGUUCCAGUGCAGAGAAACCCAUCUGAUGUUCAGAAUGAAGGACAUGGGAGAGGUGGUCUACAGCACAGCUAGCUGGGCUGGUACCUUCCACAUUCCUACUGGGUGGACACCUGCUGGACCCUUAUGGGACAUCAAAUGUCCUCAGGAGACUCUGUCUCAGAUAACGUUCCCACACUGUGAAAUUUUCACUGGGGAAAGGAGGGACUUCCUAUCAGUGGCUCAUGUGACCGUAGAUGGUGUGGAGAUUCUCUCGCCUUUGGAGGUGAAUGAUACUCAUGUAACCAUCAGCAUCACUGACCUCUCCCUUUUUGGCCUCAUCACAAGCUGGCUCUCCCAUACAAUUCGUGGCCAGAUUCUGCUGUUCCUCAGACCAAUAUUUGAAGACCAGGAACGGAUACUGAAUGUUUUCUUACUCCCCAGUAAUGUGCUGCUCACCCAGGUACAGGGAUACCAGAAAGACAGCAUCCACAUCCCAACAAGUUCCGUCUGCACCCUCACUCAUGAGCGGGAAUACAGUGUGUACUGUGAUUUGGAGGAGAAACAUUACAUUCAGCCCAAGAAAGAGAAAUUUUAUCGCUUCAUCGAUGUAAACUUCUAUCCGACAUUUGAAGUUUUCUUGUACACGGAUGUGAAAGACAUGAAUAUGAAAGUCAUGGACCAAGAGCAAGGUACAGAAGUGUGGAAACGCAAAGUGAAGUUGCCAGCCUUUGAAAAAAUCCUAAGUCAUCCUCUGGAGGCUGAGCAAGCUGCUAACUUUGUGUACAAGCAUAGGGCCACACUCAUUGAGAGGGUGACAUUGAUGGACCCCAUUCUGGACAAGCUGUCCACUCUGGUCCACCCAGAGGCCUGUGCCAAGGUACGAGCUGCAGCCACCAGCCAGGAGAAAAUGAGACUUCUGUAUGAUAUCACUUUUCGCAGUGGGGGAACUGAGGUGAAAUCAAGGUUCUUUGAGAUCCUCAAGGAUAUCCAUCCUCAUCUUGUCCAGGAGCUGAAUAGCAUUUAUUAGGGUGUCAUGUUUAUACUUCCAAGAGGGUUUGAAAUUCAUAAAAAUGAUUGAACCCUCCAACUCCCCCAUCUCCAGAUGUGAAGAGCUACAUUUUUGACACUAAAAUGUCAUUUGAGAACUGGUGGAAAUGUUUAUUACUCAUAGUAAGAAUGGUUGCUCGAAGAGCUUCUUCUUAGCCUCCACAGACCACUGCUGUGCAGCGUUCAGUUAGAAGACCAGGAAGGCAGGGCUCAAGAUAAAAUAGCAAUAUCUUGUUCUUCAGUAUUACCUACUGUACAUAUUUGUUUCUCAAUGAUCUCUGUUCUUUAGUGUUUGCCAAUCUGUAUUUAUUUGACCAAACUCUGUUGUUUGGUCACUGUGACAUGAGGUGUUUGGUGGAAUGGUAGAGUGCUGUUUACCUUUAGCAUACAGAAGGUUGUCAUUAAUGUUCUAGUGCGAUAAUAAUCGGUUUAUAUUAGGAAAACUUAAGAACUUAAAGUAUUUUAAAAGUUCUAAGGAAAAAACACCUAGAUGUACCGAUAAAGGGGGGUGCGGUGGCGCAGUGGGUUGGACCGCAGUCCUGCUCUCCGGUGGGUCUGG
Messenger RNA from Scleropages formosus (Asian bonytongue), 2387 nucleotides. Its product is annotated as NACHT, LRR and PYD domains-containing protein 1-like. The coding region runs from base 159 to 1808 and encodes 549 amino acids. The transcript has 14 exons. Lineage: Eukaryota; Metazoa; Chordata; Actinopteri; Osteoglossiformes; Osteoglossidae. The record is from RefSeq and is a predicted model, not a curated record. Gene Ontology annotation, biological process: regulation of apoptotic process; inflammatory response; innate immune response.